Molecule: messenger RNA, 1722 nt
Organism: Ogataea philodendri
Lineage: Eukaryota; Fungi; Ascomycota; Pichiomycetes; Pichiales; Pichiaceae
Exons: 1
Coding region: 1-1722 (573 amino acids)
Source: RefSeq, a predicted model, not a curated record
AUGGUGUCUCUUUCCUCCCCUGCCAACAUAGAGUCUUUCUAUAAGUUCACCGACGACGUUUCGAACCCGGAACUAUUUGAGUCCUGGAAGCCAAAGAUCGCUUCGUACCAGAAAGCUCUUUCCUCUGCUCUUCCAGAGGAGUACAAGCUGCCUGAAUCGGAGAUCCCAUCCACUUUGGACGACGAGAGUUUCAACACCGUGAAGUUUCUGUUUGAGACCAAACAUCUUUCUGCUGCCGAGCACGAGAUCACUGAGUCUUCUGCCACGCAAUUGCUCGAGAAGCUGUCUUCCAAGAAACUGACUGCCGUUGAGGUUCUGAAAGCGUUUGCACACCGGGCGGUGAUUGCACACCAAUUGACCAAUCUGGCGUGCGAGUUCUUCAUCAAUGAGGGACUUGCUCGUGCCAAGCAGCUUGACGAGCAGUUUGCAACCACCGGAAAGCUUGCUGGUCCAUUGCACGGUAUUCCAAUCUCUUUGAAAGAGCAGAUCGGGUACGCUGGCAAGAUCACCCAUGGAGGAUGGGUCGGCUGGCUCGACAACAUCCCUAAGGAGGACGCCGUCACUGUUCAGGUGCUCAGAAACCUCGGUGCUGUGUUUUACGUGCGUACUAACGAGCCACAAACUUUGAUGCAUCUUGAUUCCAACAACAACAUUGUUGGCCGCACCCGUAACCCUCACAACUCUUUACUCACUGCUGGAGGCUCGUCCGGAGGAGAAGGUGCGUGUGUUGGUGCCAAGGGUUCUCCGUUGGGUGUGGGAACAGACAUUGGUGGCUCGAUCAGGGCUCCUGCUGCCUUUUCUGGUACUUAUGGUUUGAGACCAACCACCCGGAGAAUCUCGACUUUUGGCGGUGUUUCUUCUGGAAAGGGCCAGGAGUCUGUUGUUGCCGUUGCUGGUCCGCUCGCUGGCCAUCUGGAGGACAUCGAGCUGUUUAUGAAAUCGUACAUCAACGACGGACAGCCUUGGAACAUCGACCAAUGGUGUAUUCCAGUGCCUUGGAGAGACGUUCCUGUUCCAGAGCCUUCGAAACUGACCGUUGCUAUCAUGUACGACGACGGAAUCGUCAAGGCGCUGCCUCCGAUCGAGAGAGGUCUGAAAUACACCGAGGAGAAGCUGAAAAAAGCUGGUGUCAACGUGAUCGAGUUCAAGCCACUUGCCUGCGAGGAGCUGUACAAGUUGGCCAACGAAAUGUACAGUUGCGACGGCAACUACGCACAGAAGGAGAUGCUCAGACCGUCCGGCGAGCCGCUGCUUCCUCUCACCAAAUGGGCGCUUUCCUUUGGUAAGGGCGACCAUGCUUACACCGUGACUGAGAACAGAGAGCUCAAUUACCAGAGAGACAACCUGAGAAAGUUGUACAACGACUACUUUGUCAAGAACAAGGUGGAUCUGAUUUUGUGUCCAAACUACUGCGGAACUGCUCCUGUGUGUGCCCAGGACGGAGUCGAGGGCCCUUACUACUGGGGCUACACCUCGCACUUCAAUGUGUUGGACUUGCCUGGACUGGUGGUCCCAACUGGACUGUAUGCCGACAAGAACGUGGACGUCAAGUCGUCUCACCAACCAAGAUCCGAGAUCGAGGCCAUCGAGUACAACAAGUACAAGCCAGAGCUUGUGCACGACGCCCCAAUUGCGCUGCAACUGGUUGGAAGACGCUAUUUCGACGAGGAGGUGGUUGCAAUUGGAAAACUGUUCAAACAAGUGUUGGAGCUCAAGGAGUAG